CGAUAGCGAGCUAUCUGUGUUCGAGGAGUCGUGGUGACAGCUGAUUUGCGAAGUGGAAAAAUAUUAUUUAUUUUUUUUAAAUUAGUCUAUAGUUAAAGGCCAAAGAAAAAUGGGUGCCAAAUUUCCCUUCUCAAUGGAGAAUAUACCAAGACAGAAGCGUUUCGGAUGCUUCUCGCUGAAAAUUGGAUCAAUUUUUUCAGCGCUUGUUAUAAUAAUAUAUUCCGUGAUGGCUUUAGCACAAUGUCUGGCGAUACUAAACGUACUGCCAGCGAACCAAUCGCAAGAUGAGUCGGAGGUUAUCGCCUCGUAUGGUGUCAUCAUUCUCAUCACUGUCAUCCAUGUCAUCACGUUUGUCAUCACCUCCCUUAUGCUGGUUGGAGUUUUAAGGGAGAAAGCAAACUUGAUCCGACCCUGGCUGGUGUGGACAACUGUGCAAGUGAUGACGUCAGUCCUCAUGUUCGUCUUCUGGAGUACGCUGAAUGUUAUCAUGCACUCCGGAGACAGUUCCUUGAUACUUUACGUUGUUGAGUUUUUGGGACUCACACUUCGUUUUUACAUGUUGAUGUUAGUGGCCAGUUAUUACAAGAAGCUAGAAGAAGAUAACGACGAGACAGAAAGAUUACGGAACAUUAUCAACCAUGAGAUGUGGUAUAGUUCAGCGUGAAAUGAAGAUAUUAAGGCCGCUGUAGACGGAUUAUUUCAUUUGAUAGCAGUAUGAAAGUACAAUCGCGGGAAUCUGCGGUGUUCCACUUUAGAAAAAAUUGCUUUGUGCAAUGUGACAAACUUCACCUCCUACAAAUAAUUAUAUACCAGUGUGUUGCAAACGUACGUAUAAUAAAAAAGCUAACCGUGUAACUUUUAUUCGUAAAGACACGUUUUUAAGCUGGGUUCUAUUGAUUUUUGUUCCGCGUCUCUUUUUAAAAUUUCCGAACGAUUGUAGCUUUUAAGUUGGAAUACCGCCAGUUUCCCCAAUUGUACAGCCGUCUGUUUACAGGCGAGUAAAACUCGUGUGUGUCAAUUGCCUGUCUAUAAACUGUCCGUGUACAGUAGCCCUUAUACUCCUAAUGUGAUACAUUCUAUAGUCAAUCCAUGUUGUAUUAGAGUAAUUUUGUCCGUCUAUGUCUAUUUUUAUUUUUUUAAUCACUUUCCAUAUAAAUCCUAAAAAUAAAUAAAAUAAAGUUAUAAUUAA
Molecule: messenger RNA, 1189 nt
Organism: Papilio polytes (common Mormon)
Lineage: Eukaryota; Metazoa; Arthropoda; Insecta; Lepidoptera; Papilionidae
Exons: 5
Coding region: 110-664 (184 amino acids)
Source: RefSeq, a predicted model, not a curated record